This is a messenger RNA of Leguminivora glycinivorella, 2107 nucleotides long. RefSeq lists its product as uncharacterized. Lineage: Eukaryota; Metazoa; Arthropoda; Insecta; Lepidoptera; Tortricidae. The transcript is spliced from 10 exons. Bases 28 to 2037 code for a protein of 669 amino acids. The record is from RefSeq and is a predicted model, not a curated record.
CAUUUACAUAGAGUGUUUUCCUUUCUAAUGGCGGGGGUGCUUUUUAUCGUCAACGUACCUUCUAAAGAAUACGAAGAAGACUUGAGGGUCAGAGAGAAAAAAUACGAGCACACCUCAAAAAUAAUUCGUGAGCUAAAGAAAAACAAAAAAUUCGGGAAUUUAGCGUUCGAAUCUUAUACGUACGGGGAGAAUGGGUUAAAAAGUGGCAAGUCGAUGGAGUGUUUGAAUCGUAGUGAGAACGGGUUAAUGAAGUCUAAAAGUGAUAAUAUGUUGAAUGAGAGCUACAAGUGGGAUGUGGGGAGCCAGUUCGAUAGGAAGUCUUGGAGAGUGAAGCAGGCUGUAAGGAUGAGGAAGAGGAAACUGCGGAUUUCACGGCCUCUUGCCAUCACGGAUGUACUGGCUGCUUUCCAUUGGGACACUCCUCUUGAGAUGAUUCUGUCCGAGGUUAUCACGCAGCUUGGCAUUGAUAACGCCACAUGGACAUCAACUCGAGGAGAUAAGUACUGGCAGGUGCUAUUUUCUUUGGACUCCAGCGACUUAUGCGAAGAGCUCCUCCAGGUUCUGGCGAAAUUCGGCAUCGGCUCCCGUUUCCAGUCCUCCGUGAGCUUGGUGCCUUGUGCGCUGCAUUUAAAAGCCGAUACUGAUCUGCUGAGAGGUGGCUAUGAAGAGUUUAAAAGUGCCGACGCCUCCGCCUGGUCCCGUUUCUCCUCAUCAGUCCGCGCUCGCACGAACCUGGCCCAAGUCCUCCACGAAGUCCGAGCAGAAGCCACGUUGACCUUCGAUUGGCUGUUCCUGCUGCUAGUGGCUGCCUUCGUGGCAGCCAUUGGUCUAGCCGAGAACUCCACUGUCAUAAUAGUGGCCAGUAUGCUUAUUUCGCCACUCAUGGGUCCGGUCACAGCAGCUACGCUUGGAACAGCCGUCCGCGACCGCUCACUGCAGCAGAUGGGCGUGCUACAUGAACUGCUCGGGCUCUUCCUUGCGCUGGUUGUGGGGUUCAUCUUCGGCCUUACGCUCUCCGCUGUGCACGAAAGCUACGGUGUUGGCGACUGGCUUACGCAAGAGAUCAUGUCCAGAUGUGAGAUCCGUUCACUGUGGGUAGGCGUGUUGGUUGCCAUACCGAGUGGAGCUGGAGUGGCACUAGCCGUACUUGGGGAAUACACCGCUUCAUUGGUCGGCGUGGCUAUCUCUCUGUCUCUCCUGCCACCUGCAGUCAACGCUGGACUCUUGUGGGCGAUGGCUUUAGUUCACCUGAUAUUCGCCGACGACCAGAAUUUCACCGGAAUAGUGAAGUCAUCUUACUACAGUAACGACGCUCCUACUGAACUGGCUAUUCUUGGGCUAGUGUCGUUGUGUCUCACACUCAUUAACAUUGCCUGCCUGUUUCUGUCAGGUGUCGCUGUUUAUAAGAUUAAAGAAGUAUGCCCCCUGGAUGGACGAGACAUUUUAUGGUGGAGAGCUAAUCGCCAAUCACAGAGGUCUUCGAAGCGGAAUAUUUUGAAGAAGACUAACAAUAUUUCGUGGGAGAAAUACAGCAAUUGGUCGACCGAGUCUUCUAAAAGGGAUCAGCAAGAACAAGAACGGCAUGAGACGAUAAUCUCACCGGUUCAGAGCGACACGGUCACCUACAGGCGGGAGACGGCAGCCAUACGGCGUAUGAGGGCUCAAAAUAUAGAGGAUUAUUGCAUGCAGAAGGAACAAUUUAAUUCAAUGCCUCAAAACUAUGACCUGCAUAUUGAAGACGGAAGACAUAUUUACAACAGCAUAGAUAGUAUCACGCCACAAACGGACAUUGCAGAUAUACGCGUUUCUAAUGACAUACAGAUUGAAAACUUUUACAAUAAAGACUGUAUUACGGAUCUAGAUAAUGUUAAUAGCUUUAGUAAUGCUGGUUAUGAAGAUCAAGAAAAUGUCAAAAAGGAAAAUUUGGAACGUGAACAAGGGGAACUAUCUUCAAUGCCUAUUAUAGAGCCUUCUUCGAAUCAUACGGUGGACGCGAAAAGGCUAGUGGUUUUAGCUAGUAAGUCUUAUAAUGUUUGAUUAAGUAUGUUUAUGCAGUAAUGCAUGGAUAGUGUUAGAAUUAAAUCAUAAAUAUAAUAAGUAUUCGCUA